AUGUUAAUAAAUGCUAUAAUGUUUGAUUGUAUUGAAUAUCUACUUCGUGAUAAAACCGAUAAGGAAAAUCUUGAAUGUUUAUGUCAACUUUUACGUUCUAUUGAUAAAGAAAUUGAUACAGAAACUAAUCAAAAUAUAUUCGUCAUCCUCGUUCAUAGCCAGGGUGCUCGUAGUGGAAGUCGAGGUGGUAGUCGCUAUAGAGGUGGUACAAGUUAUGGAAGUGGCUGUCAAGGUUCAGAUUGUCGCAUAGUAGGAAUUGUCGUAGGCAGUGUAAUAGGUGGUAUAUUCGGUGUAAUCGCAAUCAUCUUUCUCAUUAUCUUUUGUUAUCGUCGAUAUCGUGGUCG
Molecule: messenger RNA, 344 nt
Organism: Rotaria sordida
Lineage: Eukaryota; Metazoa; Rotifera; Eurotatoria; Philodinida; Philodinidae
Source: the annotation of a GenBank genome assembly